This is a messenger RNA of Neodiprion fabricii, 2822 nucleotides long. Its product is annotated as homeotic protein caudal. The coding region runs from base 444 to 1616 and encodes 390 amino acids. Lineage: Eukaryota; Metazoa; Arthropoda; Insecta; Hymenoptera; Diprionidae. Gene Ontology annotation, cellular component: nucleus. Gene Ontology annotation, molecular function: RNA polymerase II transcription regulatory region sequence-specific DNA binding; DNA-binding transcription factor activity, RNA polymerase II-specific. Gene Ontology annotation, biological process: regulation of transcription by RNA polymerase II; cell differentiation; anterior/posterior axis specification. The transcript has 4 exons. The record is from RefSeq and is a predicted model, not a curated record.
GAUGAAGAAUAUAUGCAUGUACACGUAUUUGUCCAAGUGUCUGUAAGGUUUAACAUGGAAUCGCUGUUCUUCAAACUCUAACGAUUCCCUCCCCUACCCCCCGCAGCCGAACAUAAUUGAAGAAGGUUGCCUCGAAAAGCCCUCGUCCGGUUUAUGAACAAAUUGUUUGUCAAAGCUGGAUUUGUAUCCCUCUGUGUCUGUAUACCCAUUCGCGAUAUUUGACGUUCAAGUAGAAAGUAGUAAUAAUAGUAGUAAGAUUAGGACUAACGUUAGCAGUAGUAGUAGUAGUGUGUAGUAUCGUAGUGUAGUAGUGCGGUAGAAUAGGAGAAAAGAAUUAAAAAAAACAAAAACUACGCGACGACAACCCCACAGAACACGUCCAAGUCAUUCUAUAACAAGUCUCCAAGUUUCUUAUCCAAAUUGCAAGUCGUAAAUCUCGGCCAAUGGCGGACGUCAGCAGCCUUAGCAUGGUGUCGUCUUACAACUCGUUGGCGAUGUACAGACAGCAACAGCCGUCAACGAGCCAGCAAUCUCUCGGUCAGCAGCACCACCACCAGCAUCACCAGGGACAGCAACACGCUGUGGGGGUGACGCCCGACGGGCAACAGUAUUGGUACGGGUACCCUUACCCUCAUCCUCACGCUGCCCAUCACCAGGCAUCCGGGUCCCAGCAGUAUCUCGAGGCGAGCGACGUCCUGGGAUGGCAUCCCCAUGCCCACCACUACACCCAUCACUUCCAGUAUCAGCACCACCAGGCGAGCUACCAGCAACAGCAACAGCAACAGCUCCAACAGCAGCAGCAGCAUCAGCAGCAGCAACAUCUGUCCCAGCAGCCGGGUAUGCCAGGAUUCUCGGAAUGGAGUAACGACGAGACUAAGAACGGUGUCGGAACCGGUGAACCCAGUCCUCCGAUCACCGUGAGCGGUAGCGAAAUCAGCAGCCCCGGAACACCUUCCACACCACCUUCAAACAACAACAACAACAACAACAACAACAACAACAACAACAACAAUAUCGCGACGACACCCGUCCGACCUUCGCAGCUCAGGAGUCCCUUUGAGUGGAUGAAGAAACCUUCGUAUCAGAAUCAGCCCAACCCCGCAUGCAGCGUAGCUGCACCUACGAGCACCCCUCACUCCGCAGUGCCUCAGGAACUGUGUUCACUCGACGCUCUCGGUAAAACAAGAACCAAGGACAAGUACAGAGUAGUUUACACGGAUCACCAGAGGUUGGAACUCGAGAAGGAGUUUCACUACAGCCGCUACAUCACGAUUAGACGCAAGGCGGAACUCGCCGCGACUCUCUCAUUAUCCGAACGACAGGUGAAAAUCUGGUUUCAAAACCGGCGGGCCAAGGAGCGAAAGCAGACGAAGAAGAGGGAAGAGCUGGACAUGAAGGAGAUGAAAGGCGAGGGAGGUCUGGUGAACGGAAUGACCGGGUUGGCGGCCCUGGGGGGGAUGGGCGGGAUGCUCGGGGGCCUUUCGUCCUUGUCGCUGGCGCCGCCGCCGCCGCCACCCCCGCCGCCCCAUCACUCCCACCCCCACACCCAAACCCACGCUCAUGCGCCCCCGCACGCCCACGGUCAUCCGCAUUCCCAUUCGGUCUUGGGAUUGUGACCGGAAUUAGGAGACUCGACGGAAGCGUGGCCGAGCCACGCGCUCGACUAAACUCGCCUUGAUAACUUUCUUUUUUUGUAGCGACGGUAGAGCGAGCGCGUUGUCCGCAAUCCAGGAGGAUUUUCCUGGAUAAGAAUCGGGCCGAAUGAUUUCUUUUUUCUUCCAGUAACAGGAGUUGAGAAAAUUUGAUUACUAAUUUAAACACGCGCACGAUCGGCAAACGAAUCGGGCUCCACCUUGAUCCGAAUUCAUGCGAUAAUUGGACUGAAAACGCAAUUUUCACUAUCUCUGAUCCACGAGCCUUGAUCGUUUGAAUUGAAAUUAUACGUCAAUUUGUACGAUAGUUACUUGAUUAUAGGGUAAACAGUACGGGACUCUUUCUUUCCUCAUAUUAUACUAUUGUUUAAACAAUUUUUAUUUUAUAACUUCGCUGGUAUAAUCGAUGGAUACGUUUGCACGGAUUAUAAUCGUCCUGCAAUUUUCUCAGGUAUUUAUAUUUAGGUUGUCGGUGUAAAAGAGAUCCAAUUGGAUAAAGAUCGUAAAAUACUCGCCUCUUCGGCCCUUUGGGAAGCUGAUUAAAUAUAAUUCUGGGUUCUGGCCUUUUUUCUGAUUUUACUUUGUGUAUAAUUCGUAAUUCUUUGAAAUAUAUUUAAUCAGCUUCCGAGGAGGCCCCCCAUCAGAGAACCGAAACUUCAAGCAUUUGACUGUACAUUUUUUUUCAUUGCAUCUCUAAUACCGAGAACUUGCAUAUAUAUACGUUGACAGUAUCGAUAAAACAUAGUAAUGAUUUUUCAAGUAUUAUCUAAUAGCGAUUAAGAUUUUCAAACUGUAUAAAUUUUACUUGUGUAAUGUUUAAGAUUCGUAUAUAUAUCGCCUAUAAUGUAUAUAUUGAUAUGUUCUUUCCCGCUACAUUGUAAUUUUUGUACAUUAACUUCUAAUAUUUUUCGUGGACGCCGUUCGAAUGAUUCGAGUUGUAAAAUGAAUGCCGCAGCCAUAACGAGAACGUAUACAAAUUUUCCAGGUCGUUCAACGCGUUUGAACGUCUUUUUUCAACAGUUUUGUUUUUUGAUUAAAAAAAAUUAUUCCUCCUAAAUCCAAGUAAAUCCAAGUUUCAACGUGUCUUCCACAUCUCGGCCAUCUCGGAAAAAAAUUACAAUUGCUCUAAGAAACAGUUGAGUAAAGAGAGAAUAAAAUUUCGUCAAGUUU